CUCUAAGAGCUGUGAGUCAGGCCGCCGGAGACGGCAGGUGAUCUGCUAUGACCAGGACCGCAAAUAUCAGGAUCCACAGAAAUGUGACCCAAGGGUCUAUCCACAUGAAUUUGAGGAUUGCAACACUCAGCCCUGCUAUCUGCCACAAAUGGUUCCAAGCUUUCCAGAUCCCACAGGAUUCAAUCCCGAUGAGGAUUUAAUGACUAUUCCAUAUACUGGACACCUGCCAUACUCUGAACGAUAUUCUCCAAACCAUCUACCAGAACGCACUGAGACGAACCUUCUUCCUGUUCAGUCACAACAAAAUGAGUGGAACCUCUCUAGAUUUUACCACUCCAACUCUGAAUCAGAUUCUCCUGAUACUGGAUCAGUUCCUGACCCAUCGAGGGCCCAGCAGUCACGACUGGAACUGAUGGGUCCAGAGACUAGAGACUGUAACAUAGAACCUUUUGGUUGCUGUCCGGAUGGUUAUGCCCCAGCAAAUGGACCAGGAGGGGAGGGCUGCCCUUCAAUCCCCUGCUACAAAAGCAGGUAUGGAUGCUGCCCUGAUGGAGUGACAUCAGCAAGAGGAUAUAACCAGGAUGGGUGCUCAAGAUAUUCAACAGAUGAUUAUUACAAUAAAAAUGAUCAACAAAUUUUUGAAUCACAGCUCACUGUUAGGGACAAUCCAUCAGUUGAGUGUCGGAGUUCCAUGUUUGGUUGCUGCCAUGAUGAAUCUACAUCUGCAUUAGGACCAAAUGGUGAAGGCUGCAGGAGUAGCCCCAGGCACCCUUAUCCAGCUACGUGCUUGUUAAUGAGUGCCAACGGCCCAUGCACAGAUUGGACAGUCCGAUGGUUCUUUGUCCCGGGUGCUGGGCUCUGUAACCGCUUCUGGUACGGAGGAUGCCAUGGGAACAAGAACAACUUUGGCACAGAGGAAGAGUGCCUGAGUCAGUGCAAGAGAUCGAGCACCCACAGUGAAUCAACUAGCAUGCCCGCCGAAUUACCACACUGGUGGGUCCCUCACACAGGACGUCAUUCCGGGUCCUAUCUGCCUCCAAACAGAGAAUCUGUACAACCGCAACCAGAACAGCCCAUUUACAGGUUAAAUAUAGAAAGAGGUGAUCCUUCCUUGGUGGAUGCAAGGCCAGGGCAAACCGUGAGGUUACUGUGCAAGGUUGAUGCUUCCCCCUCUCGUACUGUUGAAUGGCACAAAGAUGGAAGGCCAUUAUAUUCAGUAAGGCACGUCAUGCACUCAGAUGGGUCAUUAGCAAUCAACUGGGUUCGAGAACAAGAUGCUGGAUUGUACACGUGUCACGCAUCUAAUGGACGUGAUCAGGAUUUUCGUCAAGUUCAGCUUAAGGUUCAAGGAGAGCUGAAGAUUACAACACCUCCACAGAAUCUACGUGUGGCCUCAGGAGGAACAGCAGAAUUUCCAUGUGUGGUGUCUGCUGCUAAUGCCAAUAUACGAUGGACAAGGAAUGGAAUCGCUCUAAGAACGGAUGGAGAGCACAUCUACAUUUCACCGGAUGGUACUUUGACUUUGCACAAUGUUCAGUUGGGAGAUUCUGGCACUUAUACUUGCAACGUGUAUAGCGGCUCUCACUCAGUCAGUGCAAGUGCUGAGUUGAUGGUCACAUCCAUGAAACCAGUGGUGCAACCUACAGACCGUGAUUCAGGGUGUAUGGAUCAACCAGAACUGGCUAAUUGUGAUCUGAUAGUACAGGCCAAUCUCUGCUCCAAUCAGUACUACUCCAGUUUUUGCUGUUCAAGUUGCUCCAGGCACUGGUCACGUAACCAGCAUCUACAACAGCAGGGAUAAUGGUGGCGUAUGCGGGGAGCUUUAGGACUCAGGUCCACUUAACUGGCAGUAGCAUGAAAAGUUGUAUUGUCGGAUAUGAACAAGAGAUGCUACUCAAGAAAUGUUGGAAAGUUCAUUACCACAGAAAAAGGUGACCAAUGUACUUCUGACUAUACGAGCAGACAUACCCACCUUUCAUUAUGCAAAUAGCAGUACCUGUACUCUUUUUAAACUAUCCGUGUAUAUAAUAGUUUUAGAACUAGAAAUUAUUGCACAUUCUUAGAAACAAAUUAAUAUAGAAAAUAUGAUUUUCAAAGGUUGUGAACUUUUGUUACUUCCAAAGAUAUGUGAGAUUUAUAUGCAUUCAGAUUUUGUGUAAAAAGCCUGAUGUUUUCAAAGCUAAAUGUUGACAGGUUGGAUAAACUCAGUAAAUAAUCAGGUAUAUUUUGCUGUUGGUCCUUACUGUUUUGUGCACUAUCACUCCUUUGAACUGGUGUUAAGUAGAUAAUAUUGUACAUAACACUUAAUACUAUAACUAUUUUCACUUAAAUCCAGAAUCACAUUUAUUAAAGACAAGAUGUUCAUGUAAAAAAUGUAUAUUAUGUAUUAACACAUUUUCAUGAAUAGCAAAUGAAUGAAUUAAACAAUUCAUAUUGAA
This is a messenger RNA of Carcharodon carcharias (great white shark), 2438 nucleotides long. RefSeq names its product papilin-like. Bases 149 to 1801 code for a protein of 550 amino acids. The transcript is spliced from 12 exons. The record is from RefSeq and is a predicted model, not a curated record. Gene Ontology annotation, biological process: homophilic cell-cell adhesion; axon guidance; dendrite self-avoidance. Gene Ontology annotation, molecular function: cell-cell adhesion mediator activity; serine-type endopeptidase inhibitor activity. NCBI's taxonomy places the organism in Eukaryota, Metazoa, Chordata, Chondrichthyes, Lamniformes, Lamnidae. Gene Ontology annotation, cellular component: plasma membrane; axon.